CAACACUCGUUGGAUAAAGACGACGAGUGUUGGGAUCAUGAUUACAUACUUUUGCCAAUCUAUAAAAUCAAAUAUUAAGAUUUUAUUUAAUUAAACAAUAAAAUAAAAUAAGCGUAGCAUCACAUGAUAUUAUUUGAGUUGUGAACAUGGAAACGCCAGGCUGUCAACCGUUAGGAAUCCAACGUGAAUAUUUGCUGGCGAUUCCCUCUAUUCUGCGGCCACGAUCUUCUCUCCCCAAAUCCCAUCUCUCCCUACUUUUUUUUUCAGAUUAUUAAUUUAUUUAUCUAUCAAGAAUCCAAUUCCCCAGCCUUUCACUCUUGCUCAACUGCGACAACUGCUGCAGGCGGCGAGUGUGGGAAGACUCUCCGCUUAAAUCUCGCGAUUUUGACCCCGCAUUGUUCUAGGCAAAGAUUACGUGACGGAGAUGGUGGCACAGGGAUUCACUGUUGACUUAAACAAACCCCUCGUCUUCCAGGUUGGCCAUCUUGGUGAAGAAUAUCAGGAGUGGAUUCACCAGCCGAUUGUCUGCAAAGAAAGCCCUCGAUUUUUUGAAAAUGACAUUGUGGAGUUUUUGACAAAGAAUAAAUGGUGGUACAUUCCUCUUAUUUGGCUCCCGGUUGUUGGUUGGUCCCUUUCAAGGUCCAUUUAUAUGGGCCAUACAGUUCUUGAUGUAGUAUUAGUGGUACUACUUGGCAUUUUUACCUGGACAUUGAUGGAAUAUUCCCUACAUCGAUUUCUUUUCCACAUUGAGACGAAGAGUUAUUGGGGUAACACAUUUCAUUAUCUUCUGCACGGCUGUCACCAUAAGCACCCAAUGGAUGGUCUAAGACUCGUUUUUCCACCUGCUGCCACUGCAAUUCUUUUGUAUCCAUUCUGGAACUUCAUUAAAUUGUUGUCUACUCCCUCCACUGCUCCUGCUUUAUUUGCUGGUGGUCUUCUGGGCUACGUGAUGUACGAUGUAACUCAUUACUACGUGCACCACGGGCAGCCAACCACUGAAUAUCCGAAAAAUCUCAAGAAAUAUCAUCUAAACCACCACUUCCGCAUCCAGGACAAAGGUUACGGCAUUACUUCCUCGUUCUGGGACAAGGUCUUCGGAACUCUACCGCCCCCAUCAAAAGUCGCUGGGAAGAGUACAUAAAUUUUUGCAGUAGAUUCUUUCCUUAGUAUUAUUAGCUAUCAAAACUGCCUUCUGAAAAGAGCUUCUCGCAUCCAGCUUUUGAAAUGUAUGUCGUGUUUCCUUAGCAGCUUGUUGGGCAGUUGCACCUUUGUAUUUGUGGAUCCAAAAUUGUAUAAGUUGUUAUGGAGUUGAUGUUUAGCUGGAGUUCCCCCCCUUUUAGCUACUUGUUUAGGAACUGGUAUUUUAUGUACAAUUUUUUUAAUGAAUUCAAUUUUAUUAGCAGGAUUCUUGAA
Messenger RNA from Salvia miltiorrhiza (redroot sage), 1413 nucleotides. Its product is annotated as dihydroceramide fatty acyl 2-hydroxylase FAH1-like. The record is from RefSeq and is a predicted model, not a curated record. Gene Ontology annotation, cellular component: endoplasmic reticulum; membrane. The transcript has 7 exons. Gene Ontology annotation, biological process: fatty acid metabolic process; lipid biosynthetic process. Lineage: Eukaryota; Viridiplantae; Streptophyta; Magnoliopsida; Lamiales; Lamiaceae. Bases 425 to 1141 code for a protein of 238 amino acids. Gene Ontology annotation, molecular function: fatty acid 2-hydroxylase activity; iron ion binding.